Molecule: messenger RNA, 1386 nt
Organism: Pogonomyrmex barbatus (red harvester ant)
Lineage: Eukaryota; Metazoa; Arthropoda; Insecta; Hymenoptera; Formicidae
Product: DDB1- and CUL4-associated factor 11
Biological process (GO): proteasome-mediated ubiquitin-dependent protein catabolic process
Cellular component (GO): Cul4-RING E3 ubiquitin ligase complex
Molecular function (GO): protein binding
Source: RefSeq, a predicted model, not a curated record
ACGUCAUCUUCGUGCACUACGUUCGUCGGUCGGCCACAUAAUCCUUCUGCGCUCAGCGGCACGACCGUGCCUAACAUCCUUGGUACCAUUUCUUGUUCCAGAAAUCGAAUUAUAGACUCCGAUGAUGAGAAUAGUGAAUAUUUGCGAACUGACACAAGCUCGAGAAAUCCAGAUACAACCAGGAUAGUCAACAAUGAUAUCAGUUGUAUCACCAAAUCUACCUGCGGAUUCUCCGCGAAUGUGUCGAUUAUACCUUUAAUACAAAAAAGACCUCUCAGCCUUGAAGGUUUCAGCUCUAGCCAAAGGUGUAAGAUAGGAAAUAGUCUUUUACCAAACGUGCCAAGCUUUGUACAACAGUUCUCUUCGAAAGUAUUUUGUGGGUCAUUUUCCAAGGAUGGAAACUUUUUUAUCACUGCCACUCAAGAUAAAUGGUUGUACAUAUAUCGAACGCACGAAAAAGGAUUUAACUUAUACAGUCAAAUGCUAGCACGUGACGUUGGCUGGAGUGUUCUGGAUGUAGCAUUCAGUCCGGAUGGUAACUACUUUGCAUAUUCAAGUUGGGCUGAUUGCUUAUAUCAAUGCCACAUAUCUGGAGAAUCGCUGGAGACACUGCCAUUAUCUCCAGGCGUACGACGAUUCUGUAUUUUCUCACUUGUUUUCUCAAACGAUGGCAGGGAGAUCUUUGGUGGUGCCAAUGAUAAAUGUAUUUAUAUAUAUGAUCGUGAGUGCCAACAGCGAGUUUUGAGGUUUGAGAGUCAUGAUGAAGAUGUGAACGGUAUAGCUUUCGCAGACGAUAGUUCGCAAGUCUUCUACAGCGUCAGCGACGAUGGAUUAUGUAAGGUAUGGGAUAGAAGAACGAUAAACGAAUCUAAUCCGCGUGCGGUUGGAGUGAUGGCCGGUCAUAGGGACGGGAUCACGUACGUUGAUUCACGCGGCGACAAACGGUAUUUUAUAACCAAUUCGAAAGACCAAUCCAUCAAGUUAUGGGACAUACGCAUGUCCUGCAGUAAUAGUGCCCAGCAAAACAUUCGCCGUUUUAGUCACGACUGGGACUAUCGGUGGCAGCCAGUGCCUCAACGAUUAUGGGUACCGGGCAUGUUAGAGGAUGAUACCAGUGUUAUGACAUAUUAUGGUCAUUCAGUCCGUAAGACUUUAAUACGUUGUUGUUUCUCGCCGCCAAAUACCACUGGUCAGAGAUUCAUCUGCUCAGGAGAUUCAUUAGGUCGAGUCGUCAUAUACGAUCUUCUGACGGGACAAGUAGUCCGCAAAAUGAAAGGUCAUGCGGGAUGCGUGCGCGAUAUUAGCUGGCAUCCUUACAAUCAUUACAUUGUUACCUCAUCUGUAAGUAAAAUUAAACUGCAAAGUUUUUACAUAGAAAUCUGUUAA